Molecule: messenger RNA, 10198 nt
Organism: Closterium sp. Naga37s-1
Lineage: Eukaryota; Viridiplantae; Streptophyta; Zygnematophyceae; Desmidiales; Closteriaceae
Source: the annotation of a GenBank genome assembly
ACGUGGUCGUGACGUGGACGUGGACGUGGUCGUGGACUUGGACGUGAACGUGGACCUGGACGUGGACCUGGACGUGGACGUGGACGUGGACGUGGACCUGGUCGUGGACGUGGACGUGGUCGUGGACCUGGACGUGGACAUCGACGUGGUCGUGGACUUGGAGGUGGUCGUGAACGUGGACGUGGACGUGGACGUCGACGUGGACGUGGACGUGGACGUCGACGUGGACGUGGUCGUGGACUUGGACGUGGUCGUGGACUUGGACGUGGACUUGGACGUGGACGUGGACGUGGACGUGGACGUGGACUUGGACGUGGACUUGGACGUGGACUUGGACGGGGACGUGGACGUGGUCGGGGACGUGGACGUGGACUUGGACUUGGACUUGGACGUGGACGUAGACGUGGACGUGGAAAUGUACGUGGACGUGGACGUGGACGUGGACUUGAACGUGUACGUGGACGUGGACGUGGUCGUGGACUUGGACGUGGACGUAGACGUGGACGUGGACGUGGACGUGGUCGUGGACGUGGACGUGGACUUGGACGUGGUCGUGGACGUGGUCGUGGACGUGGACGUGGACUUGGACGUGGACGUGGACGUGGACGUGGACGUGGACGUGGACUUGGACGUGGACGUGGACGUGGACGUGGACGUGGACGUGGACGUGGUCGUGAACGUGGACGUGGACUUGGACGUGGACGUGGUCGUGAACGUGGACUUGGUCAUAGACGUGGACGUGGACUUGGUCGUGGACGUGGACGUGGACGUGGUCGUGGACUUGGUCGUGGACGUUGACGUGGACGUGGACGUGGACGUGGACUUGGACGUGGUCGUGGACGUGGACGUGGACCUGGACGUGGACGUGGACGUGGACGUGGACGUCGACGUGGACCUGGACGUGAACGUGGACGUGGACUUGGACGUGGACGUGGACCUGGACGUGGACCUGGACGUGGACGUGGACGUGGACGUGGACCUGGACGUGGUCGUGGACGUGGACGUGGACGUGGUCGUGGACGUGGUCGUGGUCGUGGACGUGGACGUGGACGUGGUCGUGGACGUGGUCGUGGACGUGGACGUGGUGGUCGUGGACGUGGACGUGGACGUGGACGUGGACGUGAUCGUGGACGUGGACGUGGACUUGGACUUGGACUUGGACGUGGACAUGGACGUGGACGUGGACUUGGACGUGGACGUGGACGUGGACUUGGACGUGGACGUGGACGUGGACGUGGACCUGCAUGUUGACCUGAACGUGGACGUGGACGUGGACGUGGACGUGGACGUGGUCGUGGACGUGGACGUGGACGUGGACGUGGGCGUGGACGUGCACGUGGACGUGGUCGUGGACCUGGACGUGGACUUGGACGUGGACUUGGACGUAAACUGGACGUGGACGUUGACGUGGACUGGACUGGACGUGGACCUGGACGUGGACCUGGACGUGGACGUGGACGUGGACCUGGACGUGGACGUGGACGUGGACCUGGUCGUGGACGUGGACGUGAACGUGGACGUGGACGUGGACGUGGACGUGGACGUGGACGUGGACGUGGACUUGGACGGGGACGUGGACGUGGACGUGGACGUGGACGUGGACUUGGACGGGGACGUGGACGUGGUCGUGGACGUGGACUUGGACUUGGACUUGGACUUGGACGUGGACGUGGACGUGGACGUGUACGUGGACGUGGACGUGGACGUGGACUUGGACGUGGACGUAGACGUGGACUUGGACGUGGACGUGAACGUGGACGUGGACGUGGACGUGGUCGUGGACGUGGACGUGGACUUGGACGUGGUCGUGAACGUGGACGUGGACGUGGACGUGGAGUUGGACGUGGACGUGGUCUUGGACGUGGACGUGGAGUUGGACGUGGACAUGGACGUGGACGUGGACGUGGUCGUGGACGUGGACGUGGACUUGGACGUGGACGUGGACGUGGACGUGGUCGUGGACGUGGACCUGGUCGUGGACGUGGACGUGGACAUGGACGUGGAGGUGGUCGUGGACUUGGAGGUGGUCGUGGACGUGGACGUGGACGUGGACGUGGACGUGGUCGUGGACGUGGUCGUGGACUUGGACGUGGACUUGGACGUGGACGUGGACGUGGACGUGGACGUGGACGUGGACUUGGACGGGGACGUGGACGUGGUCGUGGAGGUGGACGUGGACUUGGACUUGGACUUGGACUUGGACGUGGACGUGGACGUGGACUUGGAGGUGGACUUGGAGGUGGUCGUGGACGUGGACGUGGACGUGGACGUAGUCGUGGACGUGGACGUGGACGUGUUGGACGUGGACGUGGUCUUGGACGUGUACAUGGAGUUGGACGUGGACGUGGACGUGGACGUUGACGUGGACGUGGACGUGGACUUGGACGUGGACGUGGACGUGGACGUGGACGUGGUCGUGGACGUGGACUUGGUCGUGGAUGUGGACGUGGACGUGGUCGUGGACUUGGAGGUGGACGUGGACGUGGACGUGGAUGUGGACGUGGACGUGGUCGUGGACGUGGACGUGGUCGUCGACGUGGACGUGGACGUGGACGUGGACGUGGACGUGGACGUGGACCUGGACGUGGACGUGGACGUGGACGUGGACGUGGACGUGGACGUGGUCGUGGACGUGGACGUGGACGUGGUCGUGGACGUGGACGUGGACGUGGUCGUGGACGUGGACGUUGUGACUGGACUGGACGUGGACCUGGACGUGGACCUGGACGUGGACGUGGACGUGGACCUGGACGUGGACGUGGACGUGGACCUGGUCGUGGACGUGGACGUGAACGUGGACGUGGACGUGGACGUGGACGUGGACGUGGACGUGGACGUGGACUUGGACGGGGACGUGGACGUGGACGUGGACGUGGACGUGGACUUGGACGGGGACGUGGACGUGGUCGUGGACGUGGACUUGGACUUGGACUUGGACUUGGACGUGGACGUGGACGUGGACGUGUACGUGGACGUGGACGUGGACGUGGACUUGGACGUGGACGUAGACGUGGACUUGGACGUGGACGUGAACGUGGACGUGGACGUGGACGUGGUCGUGGACGUGGACGUGGACUUGGACGUGGUCGUGAACGUGGACGUGGACGUGGACGUGGAGUUGGACGUGGACGUGGUCUUGGACGUGGACGUGGAGUUGGACGUGGACAUGGACGUGGACGUGGACGUGGUCGUGGACGUGGACGUGGACUUGGACGUGGACGUGGACGUGGACGUGGUCGUGGACGUGGACCUGGUCGUGGACGUGGACGUGGACAUGGACGUGGAGGUGGUCGUGGACUUGGAGGUGGUCGUGGACGUGGACGUGGACGUGGACGUGGACGUGGUCGUGGACGUGGUCGUAGACUUCGACGUGGACGUGGAGGUGGUCGUGGACUUGGAGGUGGUCGUGGACGUGGACGUGGACGUGGACGUGGACGUGGACGUGGUCGUGGACGUGGUCGUGGACUUGGACGUGGACUUGGACGUGGACGUGGACGUGGACGUGGACGUGGACGUGGACUUGGACGGGGACGUGGACGUGGUCGUGGAGGUGGACGUGGACUUGGACUUGGACUUGGACUUGGACGUGGACGUGGACGUGGACUUGGAGGUGGACUUGGAGGUGGUCGUGGACGUGGACGUGGACGUGGACGUGGUCGUGGACGUGGACGUGGACGUGGACGUGUUGGACGUGGACGUGGUCUUGGACGUGUACGUGGAGUUGGACGUGGACGUGGACCUGGACGUGGACGUUGACGUGGACGUGGACGUGGACUUGGACGUGGACGUGGACGUGGACGUGGUCGUGGACGUGGAGUUGGUCGUGGAUGUGGACGUGGACGUGGACUUGGAGGUGGACGUGGACGUGGACGUGGACGUGGACGUGGUCGUGGACGUGGAGGUGGACGUGGUCGUGGACGUGGUCGUGGACGUGGUCGUGGACGUGGACGUGGACGUGGUCGUGGACGUGGUCGUGGACGUGGACGUGGACGUGGUCGUGGACGUGGACGUGGUGGUCGUGGACUUGGAGGUGGUCGUGGACGUGGACGUGGACGUCGACGUGGACGUGGACGUGGUCGUGGACGUGGUCGUGGACUUGGACGUGGACUUGGACGUGGACGUGGACGUGGACGUGGACGUGGACUUGGACGGGGACGUGGACGUGGUCGUGGACGUGGACUUGGACUUGGACUUGGACGUGGACGUGGACGUGUACGUGGACGUGGACGUGGACGUGGACUUGGACGUGGACGUGGACGUGGACUUGGACGUGGACGUAGACGUGGACGUGGACGUGGACGUGAUCGUGGACGUGGACGUGGACUUGUACGUGGUCGUGAACGUGGACGUGGAAGUGGAGUUGGACGUGGACGUGGACGUGGACGUGGACGUGGACGUGGACGUGGUCGUGGACGUGGACGUGGACGUGGACGUGGACGUGGACGUGGACGUGGUCGUGGACGGGGACGUGGAAGUGGUCGUGGACGUGGAAGUGGUCGUGGACGUGGACGUGGACAUGGACGUGGUCGUGGACGUGGUCGUGGAAGUGGUCGUGGACUUGGACGUGGACGUGGACGUGGACGUGGACGGGGACUUGGACUUGGACGUGGAUGUGGUCGUGGAUGUGGACGUGGACGUGGACGUGGACUUGGACUUAGACGUGGACGUGGACGUGGACCUGGACGUGGACGUGGUCGCCGUGGACUUGGACACGUGUACUGGACGUGGACUUGGACGUGGACGUGGACGUGGACGUGGACGUGACGUGGACGUGGACGUGGACUUCGACGUGGACGUGGACGUGGACGUGGACGUGGACGUCGACGUGGACGUGGAAGUGGUCGUGGACGUGGUCGUGGACUUGGACAUGGACGUGGACGUGGACGGGGACGUGGACGUGGUCGUGGACGUGGACUUGGACUUGGACUUGGACUUGGACGUGGACGUGGACGUGGAAAUGUACGUGGACGUGGACGUGGACGUGGACUUGGACGUGGACGUGGACGUGGAAAUGUACGUGGACGUGGUCGUGGACGUGGACUUGGACUUGGACUUGGACUUGGACGUGGACGUGGACGUGGAAAUGUACGUGGACGUGGACGUGGACUUGGACUUGGACGUGGACGUGAACGUGGACGUGGACUUGGACGUGGACGUGGACGUGGACGUGGACGUGGACGUGGACGUGGUCGUGGACGUGGACGUGGACGUGGACGUGGACGUGGUCGUGGACGUGGUCGUGGAAUUGGACGUGGACUUGGACGUGGACGUGGACGUGUACGUGGAAAUGUACGUGGACGUGGACGUGGACGUGGUCGUGGACUUGGACGUGGACGUGGACGUGGACGUGGACGUGGACUGGGACCUGGACCUGGACGUGGUCGUGGACGUGUACCUGGACGUGGACGUGGACAUGGUCGUGGAGGUGGACGUGGACGUGGACGUGGUCGUGGACGUGGACUUGGACGUGGACGUGGUCGUGGACGUGGACGUGGACGUGGACGUGGACGUGGUCGUGGACGUGGACGUGGACGUGGACGUGGUCGUGGACGUGGACAUGGUCGUGGACGUGGACGUGGACGUCGACGUGGACGUGGACGUGGACGUGGUCGUGGACGUGGUCGUGGACUUGGACGUGGACUUAAACGUGGACGUGGACGUGGACGUGGAUGUGGACUUGGACGGGGACGUGGACGUGGUCGUGGACGUGGACGUUGACUUGGACUUGGACUUGGACUUGGACUUGGACGUGGACGUGGACGUGUACGUGGAAAUGUACGUGGACGUGGACGUGGACCUGGACGUGGACGUGGACGAGGACGUGGACGUGGACGUGGACGUGGACGUGGACGUGGACGUGGACAUGGACAUGGUCGUGGACGUGGACGUGGACUUGGACGUGGUCGAGGACGUGGUCGUGGACGUGGACGUGGACUUGGACGUGGACGUGGACGUGGACGUGGUCGUGGACGUGGACGUGGACUUGGACGUGGACGUGGACGUGGUCGUGGACGUGGACGUGGACUUGGACUUGGACGUGGACGUGGUCUUGGACGUGUACGUGGAGUUGGACGUGGACGUGGACCUGGACGUGGACGUUGACGUGGACGUGGACGUGGACUUGGACUUGGACGUGGACGUGGACGUGGUCGUGGACGUGGAGUUGGUCGUGGAUGUGGACGUGGACGUGGACUUGGAGGUGGACGUGGACGUGGACGUGGACGUGGACGUGGACGUGGUCGUGGACGUGGAGGUGGACGUGGACGUGGUCGUGGACGUGGUCGUGGACGUGGACGUGGACGUGGUCGUGGACGUGGACGUGGUGACACGUGGACGUGGACGUGGACGUGGUCGUGGACGUGGUCGUGGACGUGGACGUGGUGACGUGGACGUGGACGUGGACGUGGACGUGGACGUGGACGUGGACCUGGACGUGGUCGUGGACGUGGACGUGGUCGUGGACGUGGACGUGGACGUGGUCGUGGACGUGGUCGUGGACGUGGACGUGGUCGACGUGGACGUGGUCGUGGACGUGGACGUGGUGACGUGGAACGUGGACGUGGACGUGGACGUGGACGUGGACCUGGACGUGGUCGUGGACGUGGACGUGGUCGUGGACGUGGACGUGGACGUGGUCGUGGACGUGGUCGUGGGACUGGACGUGGACCUGGACGUGGACCUGGACGUGGACGUGGACGUGGACGUGGACGUGGACGUGGACGUGGACCUGGUCGUGGACGUGGACGUGAACGCGGACGUGGUCGUGGACUUGGACGUGGACGUGGAGGUGGUCGUGGACGUGGACGUGGACGUCGACGUGGACGUGGACGUGGUCGUGGACGUGGUCGUGGACUUGGACGUGGACUUGGACGUGGACGUGGACGUGGACGUGGACGUGGACUUGGACGGGGACGUGGACGUGGUCGUGGACGUGGACUUGGACUUGGACUUGGACUUGGACGUGGACGUGGACGUGUACGUGGACGUGGACGUGGACGUGGGACUUGGACGUGGAACGUGGACGUGGACUUGGACCGUGGACGUAGACGUGGACGUGGACGUGGACGUGAUCGUGGACGUGGACGUGGACUUGUACGUGGUCGUGAACGUGGACGUGGAAGUGGAGUUGGACGUGGACGUGGACGUGGACGUGGACGUGGAUGUGGUCGUGGACGUGGACGUGGACGUGGACGUGGACGUGGACGUGGAGUUGGACGUGGACGUGGACGUGGACGUGGACGUGGACGUGGACUUGGACGUGGUCGUGAACGUGGACAUGGACGUGGACGUGGAGUUGGACGUGGACGUGGACGUGGACUUGGACGUGGACUUGGACUUGGACGUGGACGUGGUCGUGGACGUGGACGUGGACUUGGACGUGGACGUGGACGUGGUCGUGGACGUGGACGUGGUCGUGGACGUGGACGUGGACGUGGAGGUGGACUUGGAGGUGGUCGUGGACGUGGACGUGGACGUGGACGUGGUCGUGGACGUGGACGUGGACGUGGACCUGGACGUGGACGUGGACGGGAACGUGGACGUGGUCGUGGACGUGGUCGAGGACGUGGACGUGGACGUGGACGUGGACGUGGACGUGGACGUGGACCUGGACGUGGUCGUGGACGUAGACGCGGACGUGGACGUGGACGUGGACGUGGACGUGGACGUGGACGUGGACUUGGAGGUGGUCGUGGACGUGGACGUGGACGUGGACGUGGUCGUGGACGUAGACGUGGACUUGGACGUGGACUUGGACGUGGACGUGGACGUGGACGUGGACGUGGACCUGCACGUUGACCUGCACGUGGACGUGGACGUGGACUUAGACGUGGUCGUGGACGUGGACGUGAACGUGGACGUGGACGUGGACGUGGUCGUAGACGUGGUCGUGGAGUUGGACGUGGACCUGGACGUGGACGUGGACGUGGUCGUGGACGUGGACGUGGACUUGGACGUGGACGUGGUCGUGGACGUGGACGUGGUCGUGGACGUGGACGUGGACGUGGAGGUGGACGUGGAGGUGGUGGUCGUGGACCGUGGACUGGACGUGGACUUGGACGUGGACUUGGACUUGGACGUGGACGUGGACGUGGACGUGGACGUGGACGUGGACGUGGACUUGGACGUGGACGUGGACGUGGUCGUGGACGUGGACGUGAGAUUGGACGUGGUCGUGGACGUGGUCGUGGACGUGGACGUGGACGUGGACUUGGACGUGGACGUGGACGUGGUCGUGGACGUGGACGUGGACGUGGACGUGGACUGGAGUGUGGUCGUGGACGUGGACGUGGACGUGGACGUGGACGUGGUCGUGGACGUGGUCGUGGACUUGGACGUGGACGUGGACGUGGUCGUGGACUUGGACGUGGUCGUGGACGUGGACGUGGACGUGGACGUGGACGUGGACGUGGUCGUGGACUUGGACGUGGACGUGGACGUGGACGUGGACGUGGACGUGGACGUGGACGUGGACGUGGUCGUGGACGUGGACGUGGACGUGGACGUGGACUUGGACGUGGACGUGGACGUGGACGUGGACGUGGACGUGGACUUGGACGUGGACGUGGACGUGGACGUGGACUUGGACGUGGACGUGGACGUGGACGUGGACGUGGUCGUGGACGUGGACGUGAACGUGGACGUGGUCGUGGACGUGGACGUGGACGUGGACUGGACUUGGACGUGGACGUGGACGUGGUCGUGGACGUGGACGUGGACGUGGACGUGGACGUGGAGUGGUUGUGGACGUGGACGUGGACGUGGACGUGGACGUGAAGUGGACGUGGACGUGGACGUGGACGUGGACGUGGACGUGGACUUGGACGUGGACUUGGACGUAACCUGGACGUGGACGUGGACGUGGACGUGGACGUGGACGUGGACGUGGACGUGGACGUGGACUUGGACGUGGACUGGACGUGGACGUGGACGUGGACUGGACGUGGACGUGGACGUGGACGUGGACGUGGUCUUGGACGUGGACGUGGACGUGGACGUGGUCGUGGACGUGGACGUGGACGUGGACGUGGACGUGGACGUGGACGUGGACGUGGACGUGGUCGUGGACGUGGACGUGGACGUGGACGUGGACUUGGACGUGGACGUGGACGUGGACGUGGACGUGGACGUGGACGUGGACGUGGACGUGGACGUGGACGUGGACGUGGACGUGGACGUGGACGUGGACGUGGACGUGGACGUGGACGUGGUCGUGGACGUGGACGUGGACGUGGACGUGGACGUGGUCGUGGACGUGGACGUGGUGACGUGGACGUGGACGUGGACGUGGACGUGGACGUGUCGUGGACGUGGACGUGGUCGUGGACGUGGACGUGACGUGGACGUGGUCGUGGACGUGGACGUGGACGUGGACGUGGACGUGGACGUGGUCGUGGACGUGGACGUGGUCGUGGACGUGGACGUGGACGUGGACGUGGACGUGGACGUGGACGUGGACGUGGACGUGGACGUACGUGGACGUGGACGUGGACGUGGUCGUGGACGUGGACGUGGACGUGACGUGGACGUGGACGUGGUCGUGGACGUGGACGUGGACGUGGACGUGGACGUGGACGUGGACGUGGACGUGGACGUGGACGUGGACGUUGACGUGGACGUGGACGUGGACGUGGACGUGGACGUGGACGUGGACGUGGUCGUGGACGUGGACGUGGACGUGGACGUGGACGUGGACGUGGACGUGGACGUGGUCGUGGACGUGGACGUGGACGUGGACGUGGACGUGGACGUGGACGUGGUCGUGGACGUGGACGUGGACGUGGACGUGGACGUGGUCGUGGACGUGGACGUGGACGUGGACGUGCGGGACGUGGACGUGGACGUGGACUUGGACGUGGACGUGGACGUGGACGUGGACGUGGACGUGGACUUGGACGUGGACGUGGACGUGGACCUGGACGUGGACGUGGACGUGGACGUGGACGUGGACGUGGACGUGGUCGUGGACGUGGACGUGGUCGUGGACGUUGACGUGGACGUGGACGUGGACCUGGACGUGGACCUGGACGUGGACGUGGACGUGGACGUGGACGUGGACGUGGUCGUGGACGUGGACCUGGACGUGGACGUGGACGUGGUCGUGGACGUGGACUUGGUCGUGGACGUGGACGUGAACGUGGACGUGGACUUGGACGUGGUCGUGACGUGGACGUGGACGUGGACGUGGACGUGGUCGUGA